Drosophila novamexicana is the source of this 541-nucleotide messenger RNA. RefSeq lists its product as uncharacterized. The transcript has a single exon. The coding region runs from base 48 to 299 and encodes 83 amino acids. The record is from RefSeq and is a predicted model, not a curated record. Lineage: Eukaryota; Metazoa; Arthropoda; Insecta; Diptera; Drosophilidae.
UGCGGAGCACCGAAGCGUAUUGGUUGCUGCUGGGCCAGAUUUUAAUAAUGGUGCCCAUUAGCAUUGGGGCAGAGUCCAGCAACUGGACGGAACAGUUGGAGCUGGAGCUGCAGCGUCAGCCAAACAAGCUGGCCUAUUGCCGUACACUGCAGCGCCUCCAGCUACAGUACGAGAUAACCAGCUGCGUCCACAUACUGGAGGAUGAGCUCACGAUGACCGGAGAGCUGCUGAUGGACUCGCAACAGCGCUGCUGGUGGGGCUGGGAGCUGUUCGGCAGGCGUUGCCGCAAACGUGUAUAGGCUUAGCUACAGCAACUAUUGUGAACAAAUUCUGCAAAUCUGUGACUUUUAACGCUUAUGGGGAAAAUCAGGAAAAUCAGAGCAGGCCACACACUUGACAGCUGGUUGACUAAAGUUCAACUGGCAACAUGCGUCGUCUCUAUGACUUCUUAUAUACAAUUAUUUUGUUAGCUUAUGGAAAGGCUUGUGGAAAAGCAGCCAGAAGUGUGCUGAAUCCUUAUUAAAGGCAAGCUAUAACAAUU